ACUUGGGGGCGGUAGUGUACACAAAGUAGGCGAGAAAAUUCAUUUGCGGAAUUUUUAUACCAAUUUUUAAAAAUUUGUUUCUUGUAACGUCUACGUCUGAAAAUUGUAACGGCCUCCGAUGUCUUUAGCUCGAGGUGGAGGAAAAAUCCCACGGCUUAGUAAAAUACCAACAUCCUCCUACUACUAUGAGGCAUCAACAGAUAGGAAGGAAUAUGUGGCAGUUCAGAAUGCUUCUAGUUCUAAAGUUGAUUUUUUCUACGGAAAAUCCUCAAGGCCAAUUAAUUAUUCGAAAGUGCAAAGAAUCCGGGAAGAGAAAGUUGAGGAACGAAGAAUUGCUCCGACAGCAAGAGAAAAAGGAAUUAGGGAUCUUCCAGGAAUAGCUGUUAAUGUGAAGAUUCAACCACCUACAAGAGCUGCACAAACUGCACAACAGAGGGUUGUUCAGAAUACCCAGAGAGCUCCCGGAAGGCCCAAACAAUUGAGAUUUUCCAAAGUACCCACCACCAGUAGGUCACAGCUGAGAAUCCAGGCAAUUGAGAAUGCCCAAACGAAGAUCGUCAAUGAUCUCCUGGAGAAUGUCAUAAAAAUUGCAUCCAGUGUUCGUUCCAGCAGAAUUCCCGACAAAGAGAGGCUGGGUAAUCUUUUGCAGCUGAUUAAAAAUGUCCAGAUUGAGAUUCAGAGAAUCUACCCUGAUUUGGAGCGUCGUGAAUCCCUCCCAAAAACAUCUGAUCCCCAUACCAGGGGCAAUAUGCAGAAGAUUGUGGAAGAAUUGGCAAAUUUAUCUCAUCAGCUGGAAGAAGAAUCGAUGCCAGAGUUCUCAAGUACUGACAUGUCAUCCUUGGGGGCUUCCUCAAAGGAUCGUAGCUUCCUAACACCCGGGGAAAUGGACACGGAGGAUUUAUUUAAGGACACAGGAGAUCCCUUUGUGGGAGAUCGCAAAGAUUAUGCAGGAAUAGAAGAUAAUUUGAGCGAAAUAGACAAGGAAUCCUUCCCAGAACUCAUCACAACUGACCCCCAGGGAACUUCCGAUCGCUCUGAUGCAAGCAAAAAAAUCCAAAAUGCCCAGAAACAUUCAUUUGGACGCUUGAGUGAUUUAUCCAGAGAAUCCUUCCCGGAUUUGAGUUCUUCCGGACAUGCGGGGAGUUUCUUGGAUUCAGCGGAAAUGGACACGGAUUUCGGGGAAGCCGCACCGGAUAGUUACUUUGAGAAUUUAAAGAAAAUCCCAAGCACAAAUAUGCAGAAAAUUGUGGAAGAAUUAUCCAAUUUAUCCCAUAAAUUGCAAGAAGAAUCAAUGCCGGAAUAUUCAAGUUUAGCUUCAUCCUUGGAUGCUUCUUCACAGCCCCAUGAUAGGAGUUUCUUCACUUCCGGAGAAAUGGAUACGGGGGAUUUGUUUAAGGACAUUGCAGUGCCUGAAGAUCCUUUUGCCGGAAAGAGAAGAGUUUUUGCAGAGAUUGAGGAACAAUUGAGUGAUCUUAAUGAAGAAUCCUUUCCAGAGCUCAUCACAACUGAUCCCCAGUUGUCUCCUGGUGCACAUAAGAAGCUCCAAGAUGCCCAGAAGAAUUCAUUUGGACGUUUGAGUAAUUUAUCAAAGGAAACCUUCCCGGAUUUGAGUUCUUCCGGACAUGCGGGGAGUUUCCUGGAUUCAGCGGAAAUGAACACAGAGUUCGGGGAAGUUAUCCCGGAUGAUUAUUUCAAGAGACCCAUACCUAAGAUCACAAUUGACCCGGAUAUUUCCAUUUUAGAAGAAGAAUCUUCCCCAGAACUGAUUAGUUCUGACACAUUUGAGAUUCCUUCAUUUGGAUUAACUUCCAGUAGUGAUUUGGAGAAGGAAUCUUUCCCAGAGGAAGCGUUCACCAGUAGAUCCGGAAGGGAUUUUUCAAGCGGAGAAAGGAGUCAUUUGGAAUCACAUGAUAUGAAAACGGAUGAUCUUUUCAAAUCCCUUGAGGCAGAAAAUCAAUCCCAAGAGCGUCAAAAAGGCUAUUUUAGCCAACUCUUUGAGAAUUUCAGUGAACUUGGGAAAGAAUCAGCUCCGGAAUUCUCUAGUUUAGGUCCUGCGGAAGCAUCAAAAGGAGAUUUGGACGAUUUAAGUGAGAUUCAAGAUGAAUCCAUUCCACAGUAUUCGAGCUUUGAAUUAUCCCUGGACAGGCAAAAAAAGGAUUUUCCGGGAAAGAGUUCCGUGAUGAAGGAAGCUGAUUCAGAUUUGAGUAUUUUGAAAUCGCACGAAAUGAGUACGGGAGGAUUAUUUGGGGACGUCUCAGGGGUAUCUCGGAUUGCAGGAAGUUUUGGGGAUGCUCAGAAAUUUGAUGGUCAAAUCGUUGAGGGUCUCAGUCAAAUUGUUGAUGAAUCCGUGCCUGAAUUUGCAAGCACGGGCCGAGGGAGUACUCUAUCCAGUAGAUCAGGACGUGAUAGGAGUUAUUUAACAUCCAAGGAAAUGGAUUCAGGAGGAAUCUUUGGAGAGAGUCUCCAUGAACUUCCACCUUCAAUGCGAGGCAGAGCUACUGCGAGGAAGGAUAUUGUCUUGGAAAUUGAUAAGAAUUUAAGUCAAGAGUCUGCUCCGGAGAUGGUCAGUGCGGAAGUUUCUGCACAGAAAAGUACUCAAAGUGGUCAAGGAUUCUUCAGUAAGAUCUUCAAGCAAUCUCUCGAAGAUAUAGCCAAUGAAUCCUUCCCUGAUCUCAGUGCAACUCCUGGGAUUCUAGAUAAAUCCUUCUCGAGAGAUCGAAGCGAAAGAAGCUUCUUGGAAUCACACGAAAUGCCAACAGAUGACCUCUUUAAAUCAUCUUCGAGGGAAAUUGAUAAAGAAUCCUUUCCGCAUGUUAGUUCUUCAGAUCUAGAUCAAUCAAUGCGAUCAAGUAGGAAUCUAUCGGAAAGGGAGAGGAGACUUUUGGGACGUUCUGGACAAAAUUUAAGUAGUCGCGAUCUGUGCACGGAAGCUCUCUUGCGGCAUACGUUAGAAGUCGUUAGAAUUCAAUCAGAAGAGCUAAAGAAGACUAAGACUCGCUACAAUAAAUUCAUAGAAAAUGUUGGUGGGAUCAUGCAAAUGCUAAAGAGCACCUAUGAUAGAGAUCUCUCCAAGGAAUCCCUCAGAAGGAUCAAUAUGAAGCUCCAGGAGCAACUGGAGUCCUUCAUUCAAAACGAAUAGGCCCAUUCAAGGAAAUUUUCAGUACAAAAUUUCAAAUAUUGCAAAUAAAAUUUUAGAUUUUAUUGAAUAGAGAAUUUUUUCUUGCUUUA
Messenger RNA from Lutzomyia longipalpis, 3228 nucleotides. RefSeq lists its product as uncharacterized. The coding region runs from base 119 to 3139 and encodes 1006 amino acids. NCBI's taxonomy places the organism in Eukaryota, Metazoa, Arthropoda, Insecta, Diptera, Psychodidae. The record is from RefSeq and is a predicted model, not a curated record. The transcript is spliced from 3 exons.